Messenger RNA from Protopolystoma xenopodis, 357 nucleotides. The record is from the annotation of a GenBank genome assembly. NCBI's taxonomy places the organism in Eukaryota, Metazoa, Platyhelminthes, Monogenea, Polystomatidea, Polystomatidae.
GCGCUCAGCUGCUUCCGUAGUUUGCUCGGUCACCUGACCACCAUGCACGCCGAGCUAUGUCUUCUGCUCGGAUGCUACAAUCUGGAUACCUCUGAAGGGCGAGUCGUUACUCCAGCCCAUCUUCGUCUCCGCCACUUGCUGAUGCUUAUCAUCUUCUUUCUGGUAGAUGGUCUGCGUGAACUGCUUGACAGAGAUCGCCUCGACUUCCAUGCAUGGCCCCGACCGAUCUACCUGCAAGUGCUACUCGGACUUUGCACCCUCGAGGCCUGUCUGCCGGCCUUUCUAAUGACGGAAGAGACGAAGCGCCUGUUCGCCCAACUGACCUCUGGGCGGGCCAGCAACGAAGAACUCCAGUGA